Messenger RNA from Penicillium bovifimosum, 978 nucleotides. RefSeq lists its product as uncharacterized. Lineage: Eukaryota; Fungi; Ascomycota; Eurotiomycetes; Eurotiales; Aspergillaceae. The record is from RefSeq and is a predicted model, not a curated record. The coding region runs from base 1 to 978 and encodes 325 amino acids. The transcript is spliced from 2 exons.
AUGAUUCAGUUCAAUCCAUCCACGUUGACCGUCCUCCUCGCUCUUUUCCUAUCUUCCGCCGUUGCAGAUGAUGCCAAGCUCUCCUCCAACCUUGUAGGCUGCAACGAAGUCUCAUGUCCCAAGAAAGGAGCCGAUGACCGCUGCACAGUGGGCAACAACACCUUCAUGGGCAUCGGACUAUCCCAUCUCGCCGACGCCCCAUCAUCCCUCGAUGGGUUUGCCCUCGUGAAAGGCGUCAAUGUCUCUGCUGGACUGGGCGGCAAGAACAAUGACAAGCCGACACGCCCUUUCAAGUCAUUCUACUACCUCGGCACACCCCCAGAUGUAGAUGCCAAGGAUUUGUCCGGCUGCGUGGUUGUCUUCCACGACCCUCCGUCUAAAAAAUUCAAGGGCCCAAAACUGGAAGGCAAAAACAACGGAACAGACACCCGCGCUGCGAGCGGUACCUGUUCUGAUGUGAUUGACAAGAAGUGCAUCACGAAGAUCACGGACCGUGCUACUAAAUUGGCCGAUGAGGCUAACGGAGAUGUGUGUGAGACACUCAAUCGGGAGUUCAAGAAGAAUCUCCCAGAUGAGUGUGAGGGUUUCGCAGGGAAUGGUCGCUCGUUCGGGGAAUUCUCCGUCAAGUCGCUUGGCAAUCUCACUUCCAUUCCUAAUUCUACAGACUGCUGGCCUGUUAAGCCGAAGUCCGAUAAGCUGCUGGGCAUUGUGAGCAGUACUUCUUUGAGAAAUUACUCCGCAAAUGCUCUCAUCGACGAGGCUUAUAAGAUCACGCCGAUUUUGACCGUCUUUGUUGGGAAGGACAACAGCAGUCUUGUCAAAGAGACGAGUUCUCAGAUGACAUGCCUGAAAGUUGUCACCGAGGAGAAUCCCGAUGACGACAAGGAUAGCGAUAAAAAUUCCGCCCCGAGGAUGAAGGCAAGUGGAGUAGUUGGUGGAAUCGCGGUGCUGGUGGCGGGAAUCUUCGCAGUCCUGUGA